AAGACAAAGGUUACCAAUGUGUGGCUGGUGAAUCUGGCCAUAGCCGACCUGAUCUUCUCCAUCACAAGAGUCCUUUCCCUGAUUAAGAAGCUCUGCUUCGAAUACUGGCCCUUUGGAGUUUUCCUCUGCAAAUUCAACGGCUUCUUCAAAUACGCCAACAUGUUCUGCUCCGUCUUCCUGCUGGCUGUCAUCAGUCUGGACAGGAUGCUGUGUGUCUGGAGGCCCGUCUUUACAAAGCGACGACGUACCCUGUGUGCUGCCAGGGUGGUGACGGUUUGCGUCUGGAUCGCAGCGAUCCUCUUCAGCAGUCCCUACUUUUUCUACCGCCAAGUCUACCUGGGAAAGAACAACAUGAGCAAAUGUUCCAUGGAGGUGAAGGAGAAGAAGGAGGGAGACAUCACCAUCAAAUAUGCUCUGUAUUUAAACAGGUUCCUGUGUGGCUUUGUUUUUCCUUUCAUGGCCAUUCUUAUCUGUUACAUCAUGACCGGCAUCGGCAUCCGACGCACACGUUUUUCAGGAAAGUCACGCCCCCUUCGUAUACUGGCAUCGCUGGUCAUUGCGUUUUUCUUGUGCUGGGGUCCUUACCAUUGUCUGCUGCUUGUGAAGAUGGUGGAUAAAAAAAAUCCAGUGUUGAAAAUAUGGCAGCCUUUGGCGAAUGGCUUUGCCUAUUUUAACAGCUGUGUUAACCCGUUAUUGUACUUCUGCAUGGGGCUGGAUGUAAAAGGUCAGUUUAGACAAAGUAUGAUGGGUAUUUACAAGAAAGCUUUUGCUGAUGACUUUGAAGGUCAGACGAGUCAGUCUAACGACCGCUCUCUGGAUGAAUCCAUUGCAUCAAAAAUCAGUCAUGCUGUGGUGACGGAAAGAACUCCAGUUUAAUUCAUGCAAUUCAGAGUUAUAAGAAACUACUUAUGGAAAUUAUUCUAUAUGUUGAAAUGUCUUCCAGGCUUCUAACAGCACAAUUUCAGCACAUUUUGCUAUCAAAGUUGCAGACUUUUACUUAGUUGUUACUUAGCUGACCAUGGUACUCUGGUUUUACCAUGGUAAUCAGGUUUGAUAGCUCAAAAGAAUAAUGUGUAUGUUCAUGGUUCUUGAAAUCUAAAAUAGAACUUUAAAAGGGUGAAUAGACUGAACAAGACACAUUCUCACUAUUUUAUAUCUUAUUCCUAGAGGAAGAAGCUUUAGUUUGGCUCUGAGGGUGUUUUUUCUACACAAAUUGACUCAACAGUUUAACUUUUAAGUUAACUUUUGAGUCAAUACUUCUAAGGCAAAUUUUUUCUCUGACAUUGAUCUCUUACAUGAAUAGAUCUGACAAUGUAUUAUAUUUGUACACAUGCUACUUGUGGACCGACAUGUGUCAGAAAUAACCAUGUAAUGCAAUACAUCUUGCAGUGUUAAAUGGCUGAAAUGAAGUAAUUUUAAAAAGCACAUUUUCUAUGUAAGCAGCAGACAGAAAUUCCAAAAUGUGCUUUUUAAAUUAAAUAACAUGUUUAAUAAUAUUUUUUUUUAAUAAUUAUCCACCGUUAACAUAACAUAAAAACUAUGUUAAAACUAGCAACCACAUAAUGGAAAAAAAAAUUAACAACAAAAAAGCUUUUACAAUUCACAUUCUUACUGAACUUGGAUGCAGAGUUUCCUCCGAAAGGUGUAUGAGUUGUUUUGGUGCUUGUGAUCUAAGUCACAGAGAAAAAGUGGAAGUGUAAAGUCUGGAGGAAUAGGAAUUAAAAAUAAGAGAGGGAAGUAAAACUAUAACAGGAAACCCAGUAAUAGUCAUGAUUCUGUCUGUUUUUAUAGAGCUCAAAGCAAACAGAUGAACUGAAACUGUACAGAAAGUCCACUGUUUUUCAAAAGAAUACAUAUUUUGGUUUCAAGUGCAUGUCUUUUUUUGUUUGCCUCCAUUUAAUGUGCCUUGUAGAGUUUCAGUUACUAUUUACACCAGUUCAACGUCACUAAAGUCUAUUGAACAACAAGCUGAAGUCAAGAAUCUGGUGAUCUCUAACUAAAAGCUCAUUAAGCAGUGUAGCAGGAAAAGAUGUGCAGAGUUCUUACAUAUCAUUUGGAAAUAAGGGUGACUGUUUAUCUAUCUGAUGCAUAUUUAUGUUUUUCUGUAGCACCAUUCUGAUGUGUUGCUAUAUUUUAAAUGAGAAUAUGUAAGAAAGUUAGAGCUCUGUGUUUAUUUCUGUAAGCUCUGUGUUUAUUUCUGUAAGCUCUGUGUUUAUUUCUGUAAGUUAUUCAAAUAUCAAAUCAUAUAAUGGUGUAAAGACAUAAUAAAAAUAUUUAAACAAUU
Molecule: messenger RNA, 2284 nt
Organism: Fundulus heteroclitus (mummichog)
Lineage: Eukaryota; Metazoa; Chordata; Actinopteri; Cyprinodontiformes; Fundulidae
Product: C3a anaphylatoxin chemotactic receptor
Biological process (GO): phospholipase C-activating G protein-coupled receptor signaling pathway; positive regulation of cytosolic calcium ion concentration; inflammatory response
Cellular component (GO): plasma membrane
Molecular function (GO): complement receptor activity; G protein-coupled receptor activity
Source: RefSeq, a predicted model, not a curated record